UGUGCGUGCCCGAUGGUCCUGACGCGGACGCGCACGUAGCUGUCAGUAGGAAAUGCAGGCGGCUGGUGAUGGCUGUGCCCCAGCCGCUAGCCAGGCGUUAUAUCGACUAGGAUAAUUCAAGCAAGCAAAGUCCUGUUGGCUUCGGAAUGAAAGAUAACACAACGUGCGCCGCUUGAUGAAGAUUGAAAUCGUCUCAACGGCUCGAUAUGUCGGACGGCACCCGCGGCAUUGAGCUGAGCUAGCUAGGCUAACAACAACAGAACACUACCGCUAACCGCUAAGCUCAAGCCGAAACAAGCUAAGGUGGCUAGCGGCUAACUUAGCUAGCUAGCUCGCCAGUUGCAGGACAAUCGCGCUUCCAGGUUCUCACCCCGCUCAGCUGUUCCUGUCGCCCGGCCUCGUCUUUUCGUGGAUUUUCAUCAAACGGAGGAGGUAACGGAGCCGUAGCUGUGGGGGGGCUACGGACGGGAACCCCCUGGCUGUCCAGGCGGACGGAUCGCACUGACACGCCGGCCGCGGGAGAGAUCAUAGUGGAACCAUGGCUGAGAUCUCCACCCUAACUCCAUCACCGCCUGCAUUAGGCGAUCCUCAUGGAGCGCCGUCCCUCCCCCCGCCCUCAGCAGUGCACACUGCUCCCAGCAGCCCUGCUCCAGAGGCCACCAAGGAGGCUACCAUCCCCAAAUCUUCUCUCUACCAUGACAAAGCUCUUGUUGGAAGCACCCCUGUAGCACAGUCAGGAGGUUCACCGCUGCCUCCCCCAAAACCCAUGCAAGGCCCACCCUCACCUCCCCCCAAACCUGCCCCAGGAUUGCUUGCUGGUGUGGAUCCUCUCCCUUUAUCAAUAGAGGAGACUAAUCCACAGAAUGAAGGAGAGGCAGGGAAAGAUGCAGAGAGUGGAGCGGCCUCAGUUCAGGUCAUUAAACUGGAGAGCAGUGACCCAGGUUCUGCAGACCUCUCGAAAACCCCACCAGAGACCCCUGCUGAGGCAAAUGAGCCUUCAGCUCAGGGCAUAGAGCAACAGGCGCCUCUUUCCCCUGAUCUUAAUCCCAGUCCUAAUCUCUACCCCAGUGUGCAUGUCACCCACAACCCUAAUCCUGUCACUGAUGCAAGCCAACCCCAAACCACUGCAGCUUCAGACACCACACCAGCCCCCCCAGGCUCCACCCAAACAGCAGUGACAGCAGAAGUAGCGGCUGAGGAAGAAAAAUCUCAGAUCCCACAACAAGCACAGAAUCCUCAAACUCCGCCUCCUCCUCUGUCCCCAAAACCCGACUCUCUCAGCGGAGCGGGGAAACCGGAUCUGCCCGGCACUCCCACCAGAGCCGAACACUCCAGCCCCUCUGUCCCGGUGAUCCAAGAGCCGUCUUCUUCCCCCUUCCUCCCCAACCCCACCCCCCGGCCAGCUCCCGACACCCUCAGCUACCUGGAGUCGGCCAGCCUGAUGUCGGGAACGUUGGAGUCUCUGUCUGGGCUCGGAGAGGAUGGGAGCUCUGUGGGCUCAGACUCUGAGAUCAACGGGCUGGCCAUCAGACGCACUGAUAAAUACGGCUUCCUCGGUGGGAACCAGUACAGCGAAAGCGGCGAAAAGGAAGUUCGGGUUGAAGUGGCUCGACAGAGAGAGAUGAAAUGGCUCGAUAUGUUCGGCAACUGGGACAAGUGGAUUAAACAUCGCUUCCAGAAGGUGAAGUUGCGCUGCAGGAAGGGGAUCCCGUCAUCUCUCAGGGCCAAAGCCUGGCAGCUGCUAUCCAACAGCAAAGAGCUCCUGGACGCCAACCCUGGGAAAUUUGAGGAGCUGGAAAGAGAGCAGGGCGAGGCUAAAUGGCUGGACAUCAUAGAGAAAGAUCUACACAGACAGUUCCCCUUCCAUGAAAUGUUUGCUGCUCGUGGCGGACACGGACAACAGGAUCUGUAUCGGAUCCUGAAGGCCUACACCGUGUACCGGCCUGAUGAGGGUUACUGCCAGGCGCAGGCUCCCGUGGCUGCCGUGCUGCUCAUGCACAUGCCUGCUGAGCAAGCCUUCUGGUGCCUCGUCCAGAUUUGUGAGAAGUACCUGCCUGGCUACUACAGCGCCGGUCUGGAAGCGAUCCAGUUGGACGGAGAGAUCUUCUUCUCCCUGUUGAGGCGCACGUGUCCCAUGGCGUACCGUCACCUUAAGAAGUUCAAGAUUGACCCAAUCCUCUACAUGACCGAGUGGUUCAUGUGUAUUUUCUCACGGACUUUACCAUGGGCCUGUGUGCUGCGUGUGUGGGACAUGUUCUUCUGUGAAGGGGUGAAGAUAGUCUUCCGUGUGGGCCUGGUGCUGCUGAAGCAGAUGCUCGGCUCUGUGGAUAAGCUUCGAGAACUGCAGGGCAUGUAUGAAACCAUGGAGCGUCUUAGGAACAUCGCACCCGACAUGAUCAGAGAGGACAUCUUGGUACAGGAGAUCAUUUCCCUCCCUGUGACGGAGGCUCUGAUAGAGAGGGAGUGCAGCAUCCAGGUGAGGAAGUGGCGGGAAUCCAGAGGGGAGCUGACGCACCAGCCAGGCCGCCGCCUCCACGGGACGAGGUCCAUUCACGAGUGCAAGCGCCGCGCCGCCUCCAUCAGCUCGGGCGGCAGCUUCUCAUUCCUGGGAAGCCCCGUCCCUCCGCCAGGACCCCUGCGGGCGUCAUCCAGCCUCCUCUCGCUCCCUGGCUUCCGCAAGUCCAGGACACCUUUCCACUCCCAAACCAAGAAGGGCUCCUUCUCUGGGCCGUCGGGAAUGGAGGGCCCGCCGCCACAGCCGUUCCCAGCAAUCUCAAGCCCGAGCCGAGGGCCCAGCCACAAACCACCCAUCCCCGGGGUGGGUCCCAGGGCACCGGCACCCCAUGUUCAGAGCCCCCUAGUUGGGACUGCGUCUGGCCCGUCUCCGGGGCCCGCUGAAGCCUCAGAAGCCACCUCAGCCCAGGGCCCGCCUGCCACGUCAGCCCCAACGCCAAACAAACCGCCACCCAGCACCCUGUGUCCCUCCCCUAAGAUCGUCUCAGAGCAAAUCACCCCCCACAUCCCCUCUCCCACUGCAAACAACGCCCCUCUGCCUCCCUGUCCAGAUGCAAAAAAAGAAGCCGCGGCGACCGCAGGCGGAGAGGAAGAAGGGAAGAAAAAGAAGAAGAGCAAAGAAGACAAGAAGAAGGAGAAGGAGGAUGAGAAGCAAAAACUGAAGGAGAAGAAGGAGAAGGACAAGGCUGAGAGAGAGAGGCUCAAGAAGGAGAAAGAGCGGCUGGAGAAAGAAAAGAAAAAAGAGAGGGGGGGAAAGAAAAAAGACAAAGGGGGAGGCGAGGCCGAGGAAAAAAAUGGAGCUACGGCACCAAGAGAUUCGGCCUAGUUUUCCACCCCAUCGUUCAGGCAGAAUUGAAAAGGACGCUGAAGAAAAUGGACAGGGGAACAAAAGACCCCCAGAAGCAGAGAGCAGUGAUUAAUAAAAAAAAAAAAAAAAAAAAAGAAAGAAAGAAGGAGGGGGGAGGGAUGGCUUCCUGUAUCAUGCAUCAUUUUAAAGACUUAAUGUAUUACCAGGAUUACGAUGGAGACAACUGGAUAAUGGUUUUAAUAGCACCUGAGGGAGGGGGGGGGGCUUGUGUCGCCCCUCACUCAAUGCUUUCUUUGUCACUGGGUUUUAGUCAGUUGGGACAAAUUUCCUUUUUGCAACUGGAGCACGGACUGUGAGGCUCUGAGUAAGUUCAGUUCACAUCACAGUCAUUAUCUCUUUUAGUUUUUUUUUUAUUAUUAUUAUUAUUGUUUGAUAUUUUUAUUGUUUUAAUCAGACUGAAGGCAAUGGGUAGGAAAAAAAAUACAUCAAUGAAGGAAUUCUUGCAAUGGAAACUUUGUGCAAAUAGUUAUGGUGCCAUAGAAGAUGUAAAUAGUAAAUCUACCUAUAUAGGAUCCUCUCUGCACUCCGUAAGCCCCCAUCAUUUUUCAUCUGUGGACAGGUUAUCUGGAAUGCCUGGAAAGAGAGGGAGAGAGAGAGGGAGGGAGAAAAAAAAAAGAAAACCAUUGAAAAUUAUCUCAAAACACAGGCACUGACGACAGCAAUGCUAUAGUACUAUUUGGGUGUUCAGGAGGAUGUAUUUAUUGUAAUGUUCAAUGUUGUGAGUGCGUGUGUGCCUUAGUAGUGUAGUGAUCUGUAGUGUUACUGUUCUGUGUGUUUCUGUCUGUGGCCUCACUGUUUGGUCUCCCUUUUUGCCUACUUUGUGUUUUUUGUUUUUUUUGUUUUGUUUUGGUCUCUUGAAUCAUUUCUGUAGCUCUCCUCCUGCCCUUUGCUUGCAUCUCUCCUGGGAGUUAAUCAGACAGCGAGGGGAGGGACGUCCGCGGGAACAUGCGGGCUAAAAGAGGAUGAAACGUUCAAAGUAACAGCCACCAUCUGACACCUUACAGUGGUGGCCCUCAGCUGUCUGUUAAUAGUUCAGAUAUGUGUGUAUCACAUAGGGAGCAUUUAAAAGCUGACUUUCUUUUUUUUUUUUUAUCUCAUUGUUUGCAAGCUAAAUUUAUUAAGUAAAUUUACACACAAAGAGAGAGAGAGAGAGAGAACACAACACAUUGAUGUACUGGUAGCCUGUAAACACGCUACCGGCAGGGACCCAGCAAAAGUCCUGCAGACCAAAUGUCCAUCUGUCAAAUUAGUAUUAUUUUGCUUUUUAAUGAACAAAAUAAUGUGUUUUAUUUAGCCAAAUGUUCACAUGGGUGAGGACUUGAGUUCAUUAACCCAUUAGAAUGUGAUUUCAAGUAUCUUAAGAGAAUGAAGGAUGAUUUUUUUUUUUUUUUUUUUUUGUUAUUAUUAUUAUUGGUUUGCACUGCCCUGUCGCAAAGCACCGCUGAAGUUGACCACUCCGUAUUGGUAGUUAUGUAGAAAGGAGCCUCAUGCAACAUGUUUCCCACGUUGGAAACUGCGCUUUGAGGACCUAUAGGAAGCCACUUGACUGGGCGUGCCAGGUGUGCCAAUGUAGCAUAAACCUCUGAACUUUGACCUUCGGGUUCUGAUGUAUUUAUGUACAAAGUUGGUUAAUUUAAUCAGAUAUAGUAUAUUAUGAAUUAUUGUUAUUUUGGAUCGGACUAUUUUUCUAUGUGAGUACUAGACACCUGGUUGACUGGAACGAUGGCCGGCUGCACACCGUGUGGUCGCAGAGGGAUCAUGUAAGUGUUGUGUAUUUUUAAUUUUGUUUUUAUUUUUAUUUUUAUUUUUUUUUGGUUUGCACGUUAUGGCGUCUGCUUUUACACGACAGAGUCAAUGCAUGUCUUUUGAAGUUUUUACGUUUACCACCAUCGGUUUUGGUCAUAGGUUCGCAAGUCUCCGAUUUACUAAAGUGCAGUAUUAAAGCGAUUUGGAGUGGAGUGGAAGAGUGGGCCUCGAGCAGAACAGCAAACACCGACCGGUGUUUUGGACAUGAUGUUUCGAGAGUAAACGUACUGUAUAGUCUACUAAAAGGUGAUUUAUGAGCUCUGAAAACGUCAUUUGGACACUUUGAAGUAUGUCUGUCUCAGAGUUGUGGUGUAACCUUCAUUAUGAAACUAUGGACUAACUCCCUAACCUAUUCACACUCAGUGUUUUAUGCUGUAACAUAUUUAUACAUACGUUAAACGGCACCGUACCCCGUCAGCAUAUGGUGAAUAGUGCCAGGUAGUUACUGUAAUACCACUUGAUGGCAAAAACAAAAACAAAACAAAACAAAUGAUACUCUCUAACAGCGAAUUCUCUGUACUGUUUUUGUAGUUCAGGAUUAGAGGGACUUGUAUGUAAUGGUAGCCAAAAUGUCCUCCAUGUUCACUGUCUGUCACUUGUUUCAGGUCUUAACAUAGUUGUUGUUUUUUUUUUUCUAAAAAAAAAAAAAGAAAGAAAGAAAAGAAAAAAAAAAAAUUGUAUCACACACUCCUCCUUUGCCCCAUCCCUCUGUUUUGAGUCCAGUCCAUUCUAGGUGCAGACAAGUGUAGUUAGUGAAAACCUGAACACGUCUAUGCAAACUUUACUCCAUCACGUGACUGUUGACCUUGUGUGACGAAAGCAGGACUGAUCUCAGCUCUGAUCUCAGCUCUGAUGCCUUCGCCACCAGCGGGGCAAAAAAAAAAAAAAAAAAUCAGAGUUUGUGCUGUAAGGAAAUAAAUCUACAGCAGGCCCAUGGGUUACAUUCUUCUAUGAGCAAUACUUCCUCGCAGCUCAUGUCUUUUAAAUCUCGACGAGUGUGUCUUCUUCUCUUUGACAAGAGGUCUCAAGAUGUCGCUAUGAUCAAAUGAAUCUCGCUGGUUCGUUUUGUUUUCCCUAACGUGGAAUCAGUGCUCCGCUCUGCAAUAUUGAGGAUAAAUCAAGAAGUCACGCUUCUUGUCAGGUCCUCGGUGCGUUUCUGCAUUCACCCCGAAACGGCUGUGAUUGAUUACACUUGAUUGGGAAACGACCGACUCAUGCAGAUAUUUCAAAGCAUCUCUCUGCUGCUUCUCUUCAUUUGUCAUGUCGUCUCCCCCAUCCCUUUUUUUUUUUUUUUUUUUUUUGUCUUUGUGUUUAAAAGUUUACAUGAAACUGUCUCUGGCGGAAAGUGAAAUAAAAUCAUAGCUAAUUGAAUUCAUUCCUUAACUGCAGAAGAUCUACACCUGAUGUAUUUAAUUGAUAAUGACAUUUGUGAUGAUGAGUAAUAAACCAUAAUAUAUUAAAUCA
This is a messenger RNA of Myripristis murdjan (pinecone soldierfish), 6652 nucleotides long. It is a transcript of the gene tbc1d10b, whose product is annotated as TBC1 domain family, member 10b. The record is from RefSeq and is a predicted model, not a curated record. Gene Ontology annotation, molecular function: GTPase activator activity; small GTPase binding. Gene Ontology annotation, biological process: regulation of GTPase activity. Lineage: Eukaryota; Metazoa; Chordata; Actinopteri; Holocentriformes; Holocentridae. The transcript has 10 exons. The coding region runs from base 539 to 3340 and encodes 933 amino acids.